Spodoptera frugiperda (fall armyworm) is the source of this 1083-nucleotide messenger RNA. Its product is annotated as integumentary mucin C.1-like. The coding region runs from base 148 to 792 and encodes 214 amino acids. The record is from RefSeq and is a predicted model, not a curated record. The transcript is spliced from 2 exons. NCBI's taxonomy places the organism in Eukaryota, Metazoa, Arthropoda, Insecta, Lepidoptera, Noctuidae.
UUAUGUUUGUAUCGCUUUAAAAUAAUUAGCAAUAAAAUUGAUUAAAUUAACACCGCCAUUAAGUUUUCUACUAAACACUGUUAUUAACAAACAUUGAAUAUCCUUCAUGCCUAAAAGAUACGCGAACGAAAAUUACGAACGAGCAACAUGACACCAGCUUCGAAUGUGAUCACUGUGUGCUGCGUGUUACUGGCAGUGGACCGAGCGGGAACCAGGGAAUGGCCCGACCACAAAACUGACCCCUUGCUCUUUAUCGCUAAUCCCAUUGAAUUCGAAUCGCCCAGCCAUUGGUUACCGGAAAGUAUUGUCAAAGAAAUUAUGAUCAGGCGAACCACUGUGAAACCAAGACACGAAAUACCGUGGAAUUUAGUAAAAGACUUGGUAUUCACCCAAUCAACUCCUAGUACUACCGAAACACAAGAAAAACUAUCAUUCUCAUUAUCAUUAUCAAAUAAGGCUCCUCCUACGAAUCCUAAGGUUCCUCCUAAGGCUAGUAAAGCUCCUCCUACGAGUACUACGACUCCUACUACAACUCCUACUACUACAACUACUACGACUCCUACUACAACUACUACGACUCCUACUACGACUACUACGACUCCUACUACGACUACUACGACUCCUACUACGACUACUACGGCUCCUACUACGACGCCUACUACAACUACUACUACAACUACUACGACGACUACAACUACUACGGCUCCUCCUACGACUACUACUAAGCGUGGUGGUAAAAAGAGGAGACCACCACCUGGCCAAGGAAUGAAUGAUGGCGCAAUGGGCGGAUAAUCUCUAGUUUUUAAACUGACAUGGUCACUAACACUAAUAUUAGAACUUAAGACGGGAUAUUUACCAUGUUUAUUUGUGUCUAUGAGUUUCCGAUAUUUCGGCACUGUUGCAAGCGCCAUGAUCACGGAUGAAAAUGGUAUAAACAUGGUCUUAAGUUCUAAUAUUAAUCUCUAGUUGGCGAUCGCUUAAUAGCAAUGGCAAUAUGGGCCCCCAAUCACAGAGUCACAAAGGGACUUUUCAUCAUGAGCAUUAUUUAAGGUUAUAUAUUUUAUAAUUAUACUUGUAUUUUAA